Messenger RNA from Cucurbita maxima (winter squash), 1086 nucleotides. Its product is annotated as tetraspanin-8. The coding region runs from base 93 to 899 and encodes 268 amino acids. The transcript has 2 exons. The record is from RefSeq and is a predicted model, not a curated record. Lineage: Eukaryota; Viridiplantae; Streptophyta; Magnoliopsida; Cucurbitales; Cucurbitaceae. Gene Ontology annotation, biological process: auxin-activated signaling pathway. Gene Ontology annotation, cellular component: plasma membrane; plasmodesma.
CCAUUCCCAAACACAAACACGCAUCCUUUUACUUCCCAUCCCCUCCCUUUCCUCUCUGUUUUACUGAAUCAUUUGGGCGUUGGUUCGCAACCAUGGUGCGGUUUAGCAAUAAUCUGGUUGGGAUUCUCAAUUUCAUAGUCUUUUUGCUCUCUAUUCCAAUCAUCGCCGGUGGGAUAUGGCUCAGCCGACAGGGGACCUCCGACUGUGAGAAAUUUCUCGACACGCCGGUUAUCGUCAUCGGAGUUUUCCUUCUAUUGGUCUCUCUCGCGGGUUUCAUCGGCGCCUGCUGCCGUGUCACAUGGCUUCUCUGGAUCUAUCUCUUUGUCAUGUUCAUCCUCAUCGUCCUUCUCUUCGUCUUCACCAUCUUUGCCUUCGCCGUCACCAACAAAGGCGCCGGCCAAGUCCUGUCCAACAGAGGCUACAAGGAGUACAGGCUGGGCGAUUACUCCAACUGGCUGCAGAAUCGCGUCAACAACAACAAAAACUGGAACAAAAUCAGGAGCUGCUUGGUGGACGGCAAGGUGUGUACCGAAUUCAACGAUAAAUUCGCCCGUGAUACCGUCGAUGAGUUAUACCGAGAGCACUUAUCGUCGAUUCAGUCUGGUUGUUGCAAGCCGGCAGAUGAGUGCAAUUUCGUGUUCGUGAGGCCAACAGAGUGGACAGUGGGCAGUACCAAUUCUACGAAUCCAGAUUGUGGGCUAUGGAAUAACGAACCUAAGACGCUGUGCUUCAAUUGUUCGUCCUGCAAGGCUGGGGUAUUGGACAAUUUGAAGAGGAACUGGAAGAAAGUGGCGAUUAUUAAUAUUGUUGUGCUGGUGUUUCUCAUCAUCGUUUACUCCAUUGGAUGUUGCGCCUUCAGGAACAACAAGGAGGAGAAUCAUUAUCCCAGAUGGAAAUGAAGUCGUUAGUUGAUUUUGUAUGUCAGUCUUGGAUUUUGGUUUUGCCUUUUGCCUUCUGCCUUCUGCCUUGCUUCAGCGGUGUAGGCGUAUAUUAACUUCCAUUAUUUAGCUGUUUUAUGACUGUUAUUGCCCAGUAGUAUUAUUUGCUGUGAUAUAUGAAUAAACUCUACAUUCGUGAAUUUCGAUU